AUGGCUGAGAAAGUAACAAAUGUGACCAGCAUAACGGAAUUUUUGCUCAUGGGACUCCCUGACGACCAGGUGCUACAAACACUGUAUGUUACAUUCUUCUCCCUGAUUUACCUGGCAGCACUGAUGGGCAACCUCCUUACUGUCACCCUCACCUCCACUGACCAGCAUCUCCAGUCCCCCAUGUAUUUCUUCCUAAAGAAUUUGGCUUUGAAUGAUAUCUGCUAUAUCUCCGUCAUUGUGCCCAAAUCCAUCGUAAACUCUCUGACCAAAAGCCAUUCCAUCUCUUUCCUGGGAUGUGCCUCCCAAAUUUUUCUUUUUCUUUUUUUUGCUGGCACAGAGUACGCCCUCCUCAUAGUCAUGUCCUAUGACCGCUAUGUUGCCAUCUGCCAGCCUCUGUACUAUGAGGCCAUCAUGAAUAGAGGCACCUGUUGGCAGAUGGUGACGGCGGCAUGGUCCAGUGGGUGUGUCUAUGGAUCCAUUCACGUGGCAGGUACGUUCUCUGUCCGCUUCUGUGGGCCCUACGUAGUGCAUCACUUCUAUUGUGAUGUCCCGUCGCUGCUCACACUUGCUUGCCCUGGAGAGCACACGCUGGAAUAUGCAUUUGUGAUUGCUAGCUGUACUUUGGCCUCUGUCUGCUUCCUUUUUCUGAUUGCCUUUUACACCUGUAUUUUCUCAGCUGCCCUGAGAAUUCCAGCAGCACAAGGCAGGUUCAAAACUUUCUCUACCUGCGUGCCACACCUCACUGUGGUGACCUUGUUUCUCUUUUCUGGUAUUGUCACUUACUUGGGGACCGGCUAUAAAUCGGCAUCAUCACUAAAUCUUUUCAUGUCUGUGUUAUACACUAUGGUACUGCCCAGCCUGAACCCUCUCAUCUAUAGUCUGAGGAACAAGGCUGUGAAGGCAGCCCUGGGCAAAAUACUGCUGUUAAAAUGUUACCAAAAACAUAAAUACCCUGCUGUCCUUAAUCCACCUGGCAGGCACACUAAAUAA
Messenger RNA from Vicugna pacos (alpaca), 990 nucleotides. RefSeq names its product olfactory receptor 14A16-like. Gene Ontology annotation, molecular function: G protein-coupled receptor activity; olfactory receptor activity. The record is from RefSeq and is a predicted model, not a curated record. Lineage: Eukaryota; Metazoa; Chordata; Mammalia; Artiodactyla; Camelidae. Gene Ontology annotation, biological process: G protein-coupled receptor signaling pathway. Gene Ontology annotation, cellular component: membrane.